CAUUGGCUGCGGCGCGCGGCGGGCCAUGGCGGGGCGCAGCGUGGUGGCCUGGCGCGGCAAGGCCGAGUGGGACCAGGUGAUGGUGGGGCUGUACGGCGGGGACGGCCGGCUGCAGCAGCACGCGCUGGACCGCGUGUCGGCCUGGAAGAGCAGGUAUGGACAGAGAAUGCCUUUAGCUGUGGAUUGCACUACUGAUCUGAUUCGCUGUAAGAUCCUGGAUAUGUCUGGCAAUGUGAGCUCCCACGAGCUGGUCCUUUCCUAUGGUCUAGCCCUGGUGAGGUUUGUGAAUCUCAUCACUGAGCGCAAACAGAAGAUAUUUUACAUUCCUCUGAGAAGACUAGCUAAAGAGAUGAAUAUCCCAGUUUGGGUUGUGGAUCUUCGUCAUGAUCUAACCCACGGGAAGCUGCCCCAGCUAAAUGCAUGCCGAAAAGGAUGUGAUGUUGUGUUGGAGUGGCUCCGAAGAACAUACUGGAGCUGCCAGCUGGGCAAUAAUCUGUCUGGAGAAUGUGAAGAAGAGCAGGAUGAAGAGGCAGAGAUGACAGCAGCAACAGAGACAGAGAUGGACAGUGACACAGAGGAGGCUCAGGACCUGCAACCCCAAGGUUACCUGGAAGACGAGGAGUUUCAUGAGAAGGUCAGAAAUGUGCUGAUAUCCUACAGAAAUCAUCAGUUUGGGGUGUUUCAGGAGUUUCAGCCCUUUGGAAAGGCCGAGAAAGUCUGGUGUAAGCCUUCCUCUGAGGUGGAGUGGAUUUUAGCCCAGAUCAAAGACUUGGUGCAAGAAAACAGGGAUAUGGUAGCUGAAGCACUGCUGGAGGACGGCUUUCUCAUCCCAACGGUGGAGCACCUGGAGACUUUAAAUAUCAAGUGUGAUGAAAACAAAGAAUUGCUGGACAUCCCUCAGAUAUUUUACUGUUUCUGGCAGCCUCUGCUCAAGGGCCUCCAUUCCCAAGACUUUACGCAGUCCUUGAUAGAGAAAAUGUUUGCUAACCUGAAACAGUGCUCCGAAUCUUCAGAACUCCGGUCUCAGUACCUGAUCAACUGGAUUGCUGAACUCUUGACUGCAAGCACCAAAGUUAAAGCCAGGAAGAAAAUGGAAUCCUGUUACCAGCGUCAGAAAAGGAAGCUGUCUCUCCGCAGAAUCCCUUUGCAGUGGCUAAAGCUCAUUGAUAAUUGCUUGGGAGCUCCCUGCUGGGCAACUCCCCACCUCCUUCAGCUGAUUCUCACAGGUAUGGAGCCUCCUUUGCCUUUAGACACUCAGAAAAAUCUUCUUUACCUUUCCUCCAUCUACACUCAAGAAGGAAGUUCCCUCUCCAGUCCAGGUUCUUCUUCAGAUACUAGAGGACAGCCAAUUUAUACAAUUGAGAGCCUACAGUGGAAGGCUAAGCAAGAUAAUCUGGCCAAAGAUCAAGGCCAGAUGGCAGAAAGGCAAGAAACUGUACUGGGUGGAGGCGAAGAUGAAGAGGGGGAGGAGGAAGAUGAGGAGGAAGAAGAGAUGGAAACAGAGUCACCAUCUUUGGAAGAGCUCCUGCAUCCUGUGAACAUGAUGGCUGUAGCUGAGAAAAGGGCUGCACUGCAAGGAUCUGUUUGGCAGAUCAGUUCAGAUGAAGUACAAUGGAAAGACUUCCCUCUUGGGAAACUCCCCGGUCAAGCGGAUGAACCUGAUGGUCUCAUGGUGGAGCAUUAUUCUGUGAUGUCCCUGAUCGAUCAGCCAACGACAAGAGAUGAGAGGCAUUCUCCCAGUAUGAACUCCUCAGAACUGAAUACACCAGUGACCGAAGGAUUAUUAUGGACCCAGAGUGAUCUCCAUAGAAUAAAAAGUGGCCUUCAGCUCUUCUAACCCAACAGUCCCUCCUCGCUUCCAGCAUCAGGCAAGAUAAGUGGCAAACAAGAACACCGAGCUGGUGGUGCUGAUAGUCAAUUUUGGUGGAAAGCAAAUUCCUGAGGGGAGAAUUCGUAAGACUGCUCUUGCCCAUGUAUGGCUACUUUUCUAAGUCGUUACACGCCUAGUAACUCCAGUAUGUUUAACCAGAAAGAUUAAUUUUUUUGCUCCGAUUUUUGUGGAAUAAAUUUACGGCAUUGCUUAGUGCCA
Molecule: messenger RNA, 2089 nt
Organism: Gavialis gangeticus (Gharial)
Lineage: Eukaryota; Metazoa; Chordata; Crocodylia; Gavialidae
Gene: LAS1L
Product: LAS1 like, ribosome biogenesis factor
Exons: 13
Coding region: 26-1837 (603 amino acids)
Biological process (GO): maturation of 5.8S rRNA; maturation of LSU-rRNA
Cellular component (GO): Las1 complex; preribosome, large subunit precursor
Molecular function (GO): endonuclease activity
Source: RefSeq, a predicted model, not a curated record